Messenger RNA from Harmonia axyridis, 1129 nucleotides. Its product is annotated as CD151 antigen-like. The record is from RefSeq and is a predicted model, not a curated record. Lineage: Eukaryota; Metazoa; Arthropoda; Insecta; Coleoptera; Coccinellidae. The transcript is spliced from 5 exons. Bases 321 to 1031 code for a protein of 236 amino acids. Gene Ontology annotation, cellular component: membrane.
AAAAAUGCUCUACUGCUUAUUAGUAUCUUUUCCGCAAAAUAAGUAUGUUUCAUAUUCAUUAAAACGAUGGUUCUGAUUCAAAUGUUGCAUUAACAUAAACAAUUGCAAACACCUGACCAGAAGACGAAGAACUGGAACACAAGUGAUGACGAAUCCCUUACCACAUACCAGAUUUAUGCACGUGGUACCAUCAGUUGUGUUUUAUUCGAAAGUGGUACUUGAACACACAUUAACAUUGCAAUAGUCAAUCUAAGUGCAAACCUAGAUCAUUUCGAAGAAUUGUGAUUGAUAUUUUUACAAUGAGCAACACAAAAUAAAAUAUGGCUCUUGGAAGAAGAAUGGACCGAUGCGGCAAUUUAAUUAAAUACAGUUUAUUUAUUGUAAACUGCUUAGUUUUUAUCGGAGGUCUAUGUGCAUUGGGAUUUGGCAUUUGGAUAGUUGUCGAUAAAUCCUUUGCUAACGAACUCUUAGGUACUAAUUUAUAUGGAGGUGCUUCAUGGAUUAUGAUAAUAACCGGAACUACUGCUGCCUUUUUGGCAGGAGUAGGAUGUACAGGUGCGAUCAAAGAAAUAAGAUGUCUUCUCUUUACGUAUAUGAUCUGUCUUUCCUUCAUAUUGGUGACCAUGUUAGUGGGCGGCAUCAUCGGAUACGUCUUCAGAGAAAAAGCAGAGCUGACUGUACGGAACGGUAUGACCUCAUCACUCAGAGCUUAUGGAAAUUAUCACCCUGUUACAAUUGCUUGGGAUGAGACUCAGCAAAGACUGAAAUGUUGUGGAAUUGAUAGCUAUCGUGAUUGGAAAGGGUACAUUCCAGAAUCUUGCUGCAAACCAACGGCACAUGGAAGGCUUCAAAAAUGCCAGAAUGUAGAGGAGUUGAAUGAACAUGUGGCUUAUUUAGAUGGUUGUUUGAAAGCUACUAAGCAUUAUGUGAAAGAAUAUGCUUUGGUUAUCGGUACAACUUGCACAAUAAUUUCUCUGAUGAUGUUAUUCGGAAUUAUAUUCUCUUUCUUAUUGUUUAGAAUAAUUGAAUGAAAGCAACCAGGUAAGGUUUUGUAUAAUAUUCAUAUAUUUUAAAAAAAUUCAUGUUAUAGAAAUUAUAUAUUUUUCAAUAAAAUAAUUACUAUUUUCAA